This is a messenger RNA of Chinchilla lanigera (long-tailed chinchilla), 513 nucleotides long. RefSeq names its product small leucine-rich protein 1 (gene Smlr1). NCBI's taxonomy places the organism in Eukaryota, Metazoa, Chordata, Mammalia, Rodentia, Chinchillidae. The transcript is spliced from 2 exons. The record is from RefSeq and is a predicted model, not a curated record. Bases 137 to 361 code for a protein of 74 amino acids.
CCACCGGGCUAUUUAAACAGAGCAAAGUCCGCACAAGUUCCCCGGAGCUGGGCAGAGCGCAGGCCAGCGCCCCAGCAGAGGCAGCUGCGGACCCCAGCUCGCAGGCUUGCUUCGGAGUCCUGGGUCCCCAGAGCCCAUGCAGUUGACCGUGGGCCCGGUGCUGUCCGCCUUCCUGCGGGAGCUCCCCAGCGGGUUCCUGUUCGCGGGGGUCUUCCUGCCCGGGGCUCUGCUGCUUUUCCUCCUUAUCGCCUGCUUCAGGGUCAGCCUGCUGGAGGUAAAUGAAGAACUGUCUCCGACUCCUGAUGGCCAACCCAAGUGCAAGGGCUGCUCUCCCCUGGCCCGGCGAACGAAACGGAGGUGACCGUUGGAAUGGAUCAAUGGCUAAAGCACAAUGAGCCUCUGAUCACAGAUGAAUGGUCCACACUUGAGCUAAUAAAGUAGACUAGCCAGGCAUGGUGGCGCACACAUGCAAUCUCAGCACUCACGAGGCUGAGGCAAAACAAUCAUUGCAAG